Arthroderma uncinatum is the source of this 972-nucleotide messenger RNA. RefSeq lists its product as uncharacterized. Lineage: Eukaryota; Fungi; Ascomycota; Eurotiomycetes; Onygenales; Arthrodermataceae. The transcript is spliced from 5 exons. The record is from RefSeq and is a predicted model, not a curated record. The coding region runs from base 1 to 972 and encodes 323 amino acids.
AUGUCUGACGGGGAAAAUCACACAGGCUUUCAUAUCUGGGACUUCAACUUCAGCCAUUACAAACAAUCCAGAAUUACCAGCUACAUAUGCCAAAUCCUGUUCAUACCGCUUAUGACCUUCGUCAAGCUGUCGAUUCUUGCUUCAUAUCUACGGUUCUUUACGGAAAAGACAUACAUCAGACUAGCCUGGGCUCAAGUUGUGUUGGUUCUGGCUUGGUUUGUAUGCUUCUUCGUUAUGAUGCUCGUCGCUUGCAUCCCUCUUACGAACUACUGGAACAACAUUUUACUAAAAGGUUGCAUGGACGACGCAGUAAGACUGCUACCGGGCAUCUAUUCCAACGCUGUGAUGGACGUUAUGCUGUUCCUUACUCCUUGUCCAACGCUCUGGAAGCUGCAACUACCCAUCCGGGAUAGAAUUGUGCUUAUCGUCAUGAUGUGUUUGGGUUUGAUUUCUUGUGUAGCAGGAUGCAUCAAGUCAUACUACAUGUACCAAACCCUCGUGGGAACAUACGAUGUGACCUGGGAAGGAUACAAAGUCUGGGUAUGGACAGACCUCGAAACAAAUCUUGCAGUAAUUUGCGCUUCCGUUCCUGUCCUACGACCGCUUGCGCAGAAAUACUUCCCCGGCUUGGGCUUCAAGAGCUCCAACGCCAGAUCAAAGUACGCGGCGAAUCGAUGGGGCAACAGCGGAAACUCUGGCCCGAACCACUCUGGCGGAAUUUAUAAGCAGCAAACGAUCCACCAGACGGUCAAGUCUCGACAGACCACCGAUGAUGACGAAGAUGAUAGCGGUUCUACCAUAGCACUGAGCCCCUCGGAGUUCCCACUAACGUCGCACCCUUCGCCUCCCCGAACGUACGAUACUCGACGUGGUCCCCAUGGCAGCGUGCACAACGAUUCUCGCAGCGGUUCACGCAACGAUCUACGGAAUGACUACCACCAAGAUCCCCGCUAUGCCGGCUAUCAAGCGUGA